ACUCUAUGUUAACCUAUACAUCGUAAACGUAACAAGGUGAAUUACAUUAUUUUUUGCAUUCUGACACGAGUCAGAAGAUAUAAAACGCAUGUGUAGCAGGUAUGGCACACUUAAUCAGGAACGUUUCUCUUCUACUAUUCACAGAAGAGUGCAUAGAAGAAUAUUUCGAUGACAUGAAUUUUUUUCACGUUGGAUGCUUCAAAUUGGCGCUGAGCAAAUUUUUAGGUCUCGGCAUCAUCGGUGGAUCUCUUCUCGUCAAGAUACCACAAAUUGUAAAAAUUCUUAGAAGUAAAAGUGUAGAAGGCAUCAAUGUCUUCAGCGUAUUACUGGACUUAUUUGCCAUGACGGCCAUGGUAUCCUACAGUUUUAUAAGUGGUUUUCCAUUCAGUUCAUGGGGUGAUGGAGUUUUUUUAGGUAUACAAACUUUAGCAAUUGCAAUAUUAGUCAUGCAUUUCAGUGGUAAUACAGUUCAAGCAACUGCAUUCCUUGUUGCUUAUCUAGCAGUGUUCUUUGCUGCUACUAGUGGCUUAACCCCGGUGAAUGUUCUCUGGGGUUGUCAGGCAAUGAAUAUACCCAUUGUACUUGCUAGUAAGUUAAUGCAAGCCUACACAAAUUACUCCAAUGGAAAUACUGGUCAGCUAUCAGCAAUAACAGCUUUCAUGCUCCUCUUUGGAUCUCUUACACGAAUAUUUACCUCUGUCCAAGAAACAGGAGAUACCACAAUGAUAAUAAUGUAUAUGUGCUCCUCUAUAUCAAAUGCUAUAAUAGCUGCACAAAUUUUGUAUUAUUGGAAUGUAGAUGCGAAAAGCAAAGAUGGAACAAAGAAAAAUCAAUAAGUAAAUUAACAAAAUUUUUAAUAUUCUGGGAAAUAAUUAAAUAACGAAGUCAAAAAACCAUGCAACGAAAUAAAAUGUGUAAGUGGGUGUAAAUAAAUCAGCAUUCUGAUAUCAAUAGUCUGAGAAGGAUACACCUACUUUAAUGAAGAAGGUAUAAAUGUAUCUAAGUUAAUAAACUAAUAUUUUAAAUACCCU
Molecule: messenger RNA, 1031 nt
Organism: Bombus pyrosoma
Lineage: Eukaryota; Metazoa; Arthropoda; Insecta; Hymenoptera; Apidae
Product: mannose-P-dolichol utilization defect 1 protein homolog
Exons: 5
Coding region: 102-836 (244 amino acids)
Biological process (GO): oligosaccharide biosynthetic process
Source: RefSeq, a predicted model, not a curated record